Messenger RNA from Lachancea fermentati, 1074 nucleotides. The record is from the annotation of a GenBank genome assembly. NCBI's taxonomy places the organism in Eukaryota, Fungi, Ascomycota, Saccharomycetes, Saccharomycetales, Saccharomycetaceae.
AUGCAAGACACAACCGAAAGCCUUUCACAAAUGCAAAAGAUAUUAGAUUUCAGGGACAAAAAAGUACUAGAGCAGGACCCGGAGAGUUUUACUUUUAAAAGAAUGAUGAUAGAGCGGCGAUUAAGAAAGGCGGCAGUAAGACAUCAGGAGAAUGAAAGAAAUUAUAGCAUUGGAAGAUUAGACAGGGUGGACACAGAAUAUCUGGAGACAAUGUGCAUGGACUAUAGUGUUCUUAAGAUGGCCGGAAUUGCGUUCCGAAGUGAAAAUGAUACAGCAUCGCACAGUAGUCAAACAAUCGAGAAGGAAGACGCACUAGCAUCGGAGGUCUAUGAGCAGCAGCACUUUACGAUGGAUGGACUAAUUUCUAAGGAGUUGAAUAAUGAUAAAGGUAGCCGCCAUAUUAAUCAUGUGCAUAAAGAUAGGAGAUUGAUUGAGAAUGCAGUACGGAAUACAGAAAUUGUAAAAUCACUUUUGGCUAACGACAGUGCAAAACAAGAGGAGCAAAAAAACUCCACACACAACAAUUCACCUGGUGAGCUUCUGAGCUGUACAUCGAAUACUCGCCUUGCUCAAAAUCAGAACGCAAGUGGUCUUGAAGGUUUGAAAACAGACCCACCGCAGAACCCUACUUCGAAAACAAUUUCACGCCCAAAGACGGAAGCAUAUUAUGAAACUGGUAAUAAGAAUCAACAGAACUUGAGUACAGGGAUGUUUUACGGGGCAAAUAAUUCACCUCUGGGUGCCGCCAACAACUACUCUAAUCUCAAAUUUGAGCAUUGUCAACCUUCAUCUUUUCCAUUCGAUAAUAGUUCAACUGCCCCAUCCCAAGAACUUGAAAGCUCUAUAAAAGGUUAUGUUUCUUCCCAAAACGUUGCAUAUAAUUUCCCACAGCAGUCAACGAUUGUUUCUCCACCACCAACAUCGCAACUUAGUAAUUCAAUUGAAAUAAAGAAAUCUAGAUCUGGAACAUUGCCACCUCGACAAGUCAGUAAGCCUAAACGCAAUGACGGUAGAUCAAAAGCACCUAAAGCAUUACGAAAAAUGGAAAAUGUGGCUAAGAAAUAUGAUUUAUAA